AUGUUGAAAAAUCCAAAUUGGGUGUACGGUAGUAAUGAUAUUUUUGUGCCAGCAAGAUUGAACUUUGGUGAAUUUAUAAUACAGAAGCUAUGGGCACAUAGAGAUAAAAUCUGCUUCAUAAACGGCGCAAACGGAGAGACCCUUAAAUACGGUGAGAUUGCACAAAAUGCAAUGAAUGUUGCUGUUUCACUCCAUCGCAUUGGUGUUAGAAAGAGAGAGGCAAUCGCCAUUUGUUCGGAGAACAGAAGAGAAUUCUUUCCUAGUGUUAUUGGGGCUGUAUGUGCUGGAGCUGUGAUCUCUACUGUAAACGUUGGUUAUACACCAGGGGAAUUAAAACACGUUUUGAACAUAACAAAGCCUUCUUACAUCUUCUGUUCACCAAUUGCAUACAAGAACUACAAAAAAACACUGAAAUAUCUUCAAUUUUUAAAGAAAACCAUUAUAUUCGGAGAUGAAAAACCAGAAUCGCAAAACGUUAUUAUGUACAACGACAUAGCUUUAUCAAAUAACGGAAUAUUAAAAGAGAACGUUCAAUUUGAAGACUUUAGACCAGUCGAAGUGAGAGGCGAUGAUCCGUUAUUUGUUUUAUAUUCUUCUGGUACUACGGGAAUGCCUAAGGGGGUGAUAUUGAGUCAUCUUAAUCUUUUAACCGCGUGUUGUUUACCAGUCGCUCAAGACCCCAGCGUGAUUACCUUAACAGUAAACCCAUGGCACCACGCAUUUGGUCUGUUUGGAAACUUCUGCGCCUUCACGACAGGACGUACUGCAGUGUACCUGUCCAAGUUUGACAUGCAGAUGUACUUAAUGUGCAUUGAGAAGUACAAGGUAGCCCAAUUAACAGUGGUACCACCAAUACUAGUAGCUUUAUGUAAAGUGGACAUUAAGUACGAUAUUAGCACCGUACGAUUGAUCAAUUCUGGCGCUGCACCCUUGCAUAAGGAUACUUUAGAAGUUCUGAAAACCAAGUUGCCUAACGCUCAAGUGCUUCAAGGCUACGGUAUGACAGAGGUUACUCUAGGCGUAACAAGGGACACAUUAGCGACGGCUCACUUAGCUAAGCCCGGAGGUGUGGGGUUCAUUUGCGGUGGAACCAUCAUUAAGAUAGUCGAUAUAGAAACAAGAAAAACUCUAGGUCCAAACCAGAGAGGUGAACUCUGUAUCCGAGGUCCAUUGGUUAUGAAAGGAUAUAUCGGCAAGGAUUCAAAAGACGACUUUGACAGUGAGGGGUUCUUCAAAACUGGUGACAUCGGAUAUUAUGAUGAUGAUAAAUAUUUCUUUAUAGUUGAUCGCUUAAAGGAGUUAAUAAAAUACAAGGCGUAUCAGGUAGCUCCAGCAGAAAUAGAAGCACUGCUCCUCCAGCACCCAGGUGUAAAAGACGUAGGAGUCAUCGGCAUAGAGAAUAAGGAAGCGGGUGAGGUACCACUCGCCUUUGUGGUUAAACAAACUGAUACUGACGUAACUGAAGAUGAUGUCAAGAAGUUCGUUGCUGAGAGGUUAUCAAAUCCAAAACACCUCCGUGGCGGGGUGCGCUUCGUGGAUCAAAUUCCCAAGAAUCCGAGCGGCAAAAUAUUGAGAAAAACUUUGCGGGCUGUGGCUAAGAGCGGGAAGAGUAAAUUGUGAAUAAAAAUAAUCUAUGUACGGUUAUGAUCCUUAUCCUUUUCCCCACUGCCCACUUCUAUUAUAAUGCGGCGUCAGCGUCGACCUUACAAUUUGCUCGUCAUUUUUCGUAAGGUGCGAUGAUUUGUGGUUAUGUUAAGUACGUACAUUUCGAUGAUUAAUAUAACUGAGUUGUGACUUAAUUAUGUUAAUUGGUGUAUUCUUAGUUAGUGAUU
Messenger RNA from Hyposmocoma kahamanoa, 1832 nucleotides. RefSeq names its product 4-coumarate--CoA ligase 1-like. Lineage: Eukaryota; Metazoa; Arthropoda; Insecta; Lepidoptera; Cosmopterigidae. The record is from RefSeq and is a predicted model, not a curated record. Gene Ontology annotation, molecular function: long-chain fatty acid-CoA ligase activity. Gene Ontology annotation, biological process: long-chain fatty acid metabolic process; fatty-acyl-CoA biosynthetic process. Bases 1 to 1620 code for a protein of 539 amino acids. The transcript has 9 exons.